Molecule: messenger RNA, 1722 nt
Organism: Solanum verrucosum
Lineage: Eukaryota; Viridiplantae; Streptophyta; Magnoliopsida; Solanales; Solanaceae
Exons: 7
Coding region: 1-1722 (573 amino acids)
Biological process (GO): DNA integration
Molecular function (GO): nucleic acid binding
Source: RefSeq, a predicted model, not a curated record
AUGACGAAUGAGAGAACAACUGCAGAUUCGAUUCAAGGCAACAAUGGUGAAAACACAGGUGUAUCAAUGUCGAUACCUAAUUCUGUAAUUGGGCAAGUGUCAAAAAGUUUACUAAGUGGAAUUGUAUUUGCUACAAGUGUUUCUCAUGUUUGGAGUGAUUUAAAAGAGAGAUUUGAUAGAGUAGAUGGGUCGAGAACCUAUAGUCUUCAUAAAGACAUUGUGUCACUACAACAGGGGACUGCUUCUGUUUCUGCGUAUUACACUAAACUUAAGACCUUGUGGGAUGAGUUUGAGGCUGUAGUUCCUUCUCCUGAAUGCAAUUGUGCUAAGUCGAAAGAUUUUGCUAGAAGUCAAAUUUUAAUGAUGAAUCCCUUACCAAUUGUUAAUCAUGCUUAUGCCAUGGUAGUAGGAGAUGAGAGUCAAAAGGCUGUGGUUUCACACAUUAGCAACAUGGGGAUGAGUGUUAAAAGUAUGGAUUCUAUGGCAAUGUACUCUAAAUAUGUUGUUGGUUCUAUUUCAGGAUCCAAAAAGAAGGUUCAAGGUGUUCCUUUAGGCUACAACAGUCCUGCUCCAGGAGGUGUUCAUUUAGGUCAGGCUCAUUUUUCUUAUGGCUUGAAUACUAAUGUGCAUGAAGCAAGAUGGGAUCUGAAGUCUGCUACUGCACAAAGCACUGCAACAUAUGAGAGCAAUACCACUUUUGCUGCUCACACUGCAAGUAAAUCCUUGUUUAUUUCUGAGAACAAUGAAGUGUGGAUUGUAGAUUCUGGUGCAACAAAUCACAUGGUUUCUAAGAUGAACAUGUUUAUAAAGGGUUCUGUGUCAGAAUUGCAGAUUCCUAAAAUUGUAUAUCUGCCUAAUGGGGGUACUACUCAGGUCACUCAUGUUGGUUCUUGUGCAUUAACAGAUAAGAGUGUUAUCUCCAAUGUAUUUUACUUACCUGAAUUCAAGUAUAAUUUGAUGUCUGAGCUUUACAGUGGGAAUGUGAUAGUGGUUGGUAAAGAAGCAGGGUGUCUGUAUACUCAAGGUCCUGAAAGUGAUGAAAAGAAUACUGUAUUGACAGUAGCUCAAGAUUUGGGUAUUAUUCAUCAAAGGUCUUGUCCUGAUACUCCUCAGCAAAAUGGGGUAGCAGAGAGGAAACAUAGACACUUACUAGAAGUGACAAGGGCAUUGUGGUUUCAGGGUAAGAUUCCAUUGAAGUAUUGGGGACAUUGUGUUCUAGCUGCAACCUAUCUCAUCAAUAGAGUUCCUAGUGGUGUUCUUAACUAUCAAAGUCCCUCUGAAAGAUUAUAUGGAAGUAAGCCUAGAUUGACACACUUAAGAACUAUUGGGUGUUUGUGUCUUGCCAAAAAUCUAGUUGAACAUGACAGGAUGAUGCCAAGAUCUAAGUCUGCAGUACAUAUGGGGUAUUCAAAGACACAGAAAGGUUAUGUUUUAUUUGAUCUCACUGCUAAGACAUUCUUUGUGAGCAGAGAUGUUAUAUUUAGAGAAGAUCUGUUUCCUUUCUCACAGAUCAAGAUGCCUGAAAGUCAUUCCUUGUUUCAAAAUCCACUACCAGACUCAGCUGUUCUAUUUGAUACCUCCACUACUCAGUUCUUUCAAACACCUAGUUCUAUCAAUGAUGAACUAUCGUGUCUUGAAGGUUCAUCUGUGUUACCAAAUAUUGAGGUUAUCUCUUCAGAUAUUUCUGCUCCAGUUGAGGAACCAGUUCCAGCACUCACAUAA